AUGCAUUUGGAGCUCCUCUGCCGCAAGUCUGAUGGCAAAGCGGUUAAACCGAAGGGAGCUACGGCGGCCACGGUACCUGAACUAACAGAGGAGCAGAUAGCUGACUUCAAAGACGCAUUCUCUCUCUUUGACAAGAAGUCUGAUGGCAAAGCGGUUAAGCCGAAGGGAGCUACGGCGGCCACGGUACCUGAACUAACAGAGGAGCAGAUAGCUGACUUCAAAGACGCAUUCUCUCUCUUUGACAAGAAGUCUGAUGGCAAAGCGGUUAAGCCGAAGGGAGCUACGGCGGCCACGGUACCUGAACUAACAGAGGAGCAGAUAGCUGACUUCAAAGACGCAUUCUCUCUCUUUGACAAGAAGUCUGAUGGCAAAGCGGUUAAGCCGAAGGGAGCUACGGCGGCCACGGUACCUGAACUAACAGAGGAGCAGAUAGCUGACUUCAAAGACGCAUUCUCUCUCUUUGACAAGAAGUCUGAUGGCAAAGCGGUUAAGCCGAAGGGAGCUACGGCGGCCACGGUACCUGAACUAACAGAGGAGCAGAUAGCUGACUUCAAAGACGCAUUCUCUCUCUUUGACAAGAAGUCUGAUGGCAAAGCGGUUAAACCGAAGGGAGCUACGGCGGCCACGGUACCUGAACUAACAGAGGAGCAGAUAGCUGACUUCAAAGACGCAUUCUCUCUCUUUGACAAGUUCAGCUCGGCAUGUUUCGAAUAA
Symsagittifera roscoffensis is the source of this 714-nucleotide messenger RNA. RefSeq lists its product as uncharacterized. The transcript is spliced from 8 exons. The coding region runs from base 1 to 714 and encodes 237 amino acids. The record is from RefSeq and is a predicted model, not a curated record. Lineage: Eukaryota; Metazoa; Xenacoelomorpha; Acoela; Convolutidae.